Messenger RNA from Dothidotthia symphoricarpi CBS 119687, 1704 nucleotides. RefSeq lists its product as uncharacterized. Lineage: Eukaryota; Fungi; Ascomycota; Dothideomycetes; Pleosporales; Dothidotthiaceae. The record is from RefSeq and is a predicted model, not a curated record. Bases 109 to 1695 code for a protein of 528 amino acids. Gene Ontology annotation, molecular function: protein binding. The transcript has a single exon.
CGCCCUAGCCCCGCUACAGCGCUUGCAAUACUUCAUAUACAGGACGCAGGACAAGGUACCUUCUCGCCGGACGUCCUCUACUUCCUCAUUUGAUCGAGUCCAUAUACCAUGACGCCAAUCACCGACCUCCCGUCCGAGCUUCUCGAACCCAUCCUAUCCCUCCUAUCAUUCUCUUCACUCUCCACGUUGAGCCGUACUUGCAAGAUCCUGCACGCAUACCUAUCACCCCGUAUCUAUCACACCAUUGACUGGACUUGGGAAGACGAUCAGCCCUGUCCGCCGUUUCACUUUCUAUUACGGACGCUGCUUGCAAAUACUCAGUUGGCUGGUCUUGUCAGGGUACUCAAAUUUCGCGGCGGGGGCAUAGUGAGAGAAGACGCUUGGAAAGACGGGUCUCUUUGUGACGAUGAGUGUGAUUGGCAGUCUAUGGAAAGCGCACGUAGUGUGUGGACUGAUGGCCAGAGAGCUCGAUCUUCAUUCAAGCGUGAGGAUGAAUGGAGAGUCGAAGAUUGCGUUUCACAAAUAUACAACGCCAGAAUAAAGGAGUGGAUGUCUGAGUUCGAUAGGGGUAAUAUUGAUGUCGUGGUAGCAUUGAUCUUGGGUCAGCUGCAGGCUCUUGAGCAACUGGAUCUCGGGUUUGGCUUCGUGCAACGGUCACGUUUCGUUCCUCAACUUUUUCGGCAUUAUACGGUCAACCACAGGUCAUUAGUUCCAUAUCGACUCCUUGUGUCUGCCAACCUAGCUCUCGACGGUCCCAGAUCACCACAAGGCUUCUGGUCUGAUCUGGAUCUGUAUAGACUGUUCUUUUUCUUACCAUCGUUAAGGACACUGAACACUAUCCUCAUCGAGCCCGUCAUCUUUGCAUGGCCGUCCCCAAUGAUGCGACCCCAAACAGUAUCCUUAUCGUCUCUGUGCCUCCGGAAGUGCACAGCGUCUGGGGAUACGUUAUCGAGAAUACUCUCCCACACAUCUCAACUCAAACACCUCGUAUACGACCAUCAUCGUAUGGUAAUGUGCUAUCCCCCACAUUGGGAAUGCGAGCCACAGAUCUACGACCCACCUACUGGAUGGCGCAGGGUCUCCAUAAACUGCGACGGCUUGAGCAAAGCCUUGUCAUAUGUACGCCACACGCUCCAAACUCUCGAAAUCAAAGUCCAAUUCACACCGUCUAUCUUGAUCGAGCUGAAAGACAAAUCAAACAUGUUGUUCCUCUGCGGCCUAAUUGGACGCAUCACUCACCUCCCCCUCAUGACACGCCUCACAAGCCUAGAGAUUCCAUGGGUACUUCUCUCAGGCUGGAUUCUGAACCCAGUUUAUGAGGGAAAAGAUGCUGAUAUCCCCAUGUGGCGCCACAAUAACGAGAAUUUCAACAACUUGCACUGGCCCUCUGUUCUCCCUGCGUCACUUACACGCCUUCGUCUCCGAGAUGACCUUAGCGAUUUCGGCACUUUUCAGUUCGGCGGGAACAUGCCAAUUGCACUUAUUGAACAGCUCCUGGAGACUAAAACGACGUAUCUUCGGGAACUGGUGGACCUGGAGUUUGUGUUUAUAUGGAACCGUAAGUACGAAUAUGAGGGCUGUCCACUUUCUCUUGUGAAGGAGUUGCGCAUUGUAUGUCACAAGUAUGGGGUGGGUUGCAGGAUCUGGCAAGAACAAGUUCUGUGGAAGUCUAAAGCUGCAGUUGAGAUACAGUGAGUAGACAAG